This is a messenger RNA of Melitaea cinxia (Glanville fritillary), 4127 nucleotides long. Its product is annotated as voltage-dependent calcium channel subunit alpha-2/delta-3-like. Gene Ontology annotation, cellular component: voltage-gated calcium channel complex. Gene Ontology annotation, molecular function: voltage-gated calcium channel activity. The transcript is spliced from 25 exons. The record is from RefSeq and is a predicted model, not a curated record. NCBI's taxonomy places the organism in Eukaryota, Metazoa, Arthropoda, Insecta, Lepidoptera, Nymphalidae. Bases 149 to 4084 code for a protein of 1311 amino acids.
AAGGGGAGAGUGGCGCCGGUAUGGCGGGAGCUCGUUCUCUAUGCGUCGUGGAGUCUGCACCUAGUUUGCGCCCUCGCCGCCCGCCUAACAUUGCUCUUAUAAUUAUAAUUUCCGUCCACAUAAUAACAAUUUAUUAAAUUAACAAAGGAUGAAUAACAAAUUGCAGCCAGUCAUAACUUUACUUAUAUAUUACAGUUUGAUUACUAUUGCAAUCGCCUCAAAUAAAACCAAUUCUGUGGACAACAUCAAAAAGUCUCUUGAAGAGCAUCAAGGCCAUCUGUUAGUGAAUAAAAGUAAAACGAAAAGUGUACCAUUAAAAAUAGCGAAUGUCACGAAAAUUAAUUUUGUACGUCCAAAAUUAAAAAAGAAAACUGAAGUGAAACUUAUCACGCCGGAACAGGUAAAAAAUUGGGCAAAGGAGAUAUCAGAAACACUACACCAAAACGAGAAGCAAUUUGUGCGAAGGGAUAUUCUUUUAAAAAGCUUUUCCGAUAUAAAAAUCGAAGUCCGCAAUGGAACAGCGAUUGUAGAGAAAACGGCCAAUGCGUUGGAAGAAUUAUUAGAACGACGAGGUCAAGCCGCUGAAGCUAUCAUGCGAAAAGCAGAAGAAUUGGCUGCCAACAAAGUACCACCUCCUUCUGAUUACACUUUCACGAGAAGUGAUGACAUAGAUAUUUUAAAAAAAGUGGAAAAACCCGAGACAGUCUUGGAGCUUCCUAUGAAUUGUAGCAGUUUGCACAAAGUGAAGCUCACGAAUAGCGCUCACUUUGAUGCGAAUGUUUCUUUAGAGUACACCAGCGUUCACGUCGCUUUUGAAGUAUUUGAAUGUGAUCCUCGAGUCAUGGAGCAUAUACACUGGACAGAAGGACUAUUUGACACGUUUAGAGAAAAUUACGCAAAAGAUGCAACACUUGAUUUACAAUACAUCUGUAGCGCUAAAGGGUUUUUAAGGCACUACCCUGCGGCUCUUUGGCAGGAUAUGUACAAACUGAAAACAGACGGUGAAACACUGUAUGACUGUAGGCUACGUCCAUGGUAUGUCAGUGCGAGUGGUGCUCCAAAGGACGUACUGAUUCUCUUCGACGAUACAGGCUCCAUGAACUCUUCCAACUUGCUCAUAGCUAAACAAUUCACGCUAGCGUUGCUCAACGCUUUGACUGAUGAUGAUCAAGUUAAUCUUAUACGUUUUAACGUUAUAAUUGAACCUACAGUUACAUGUUUUGAUGAAAAAUUAGUUCCGGCUAACCACGUAAAUUGUGCCGCAAUGAUGUCCUCACUAAAGGAAGAGAGGAGGGUUAAUGAAACAAAGAUGCAAGAUGUAUUAACUUAUGCGGUUCAUUUGCUGAAUAAGCAGCGCUUAGCAAAAGAUACACCGACAUCCUGCCAACAAGCCAUCGUAGUUGUGACGGAUAGUGUUUAUGAAAAUUAUACCGAACUGAUGUACCAACUCGAUCCAUCCGGUAGUAUCAGGGUGUUUGUGAUGUGGCUGCACGAUCGAUUUGGACUGCGUGACAACACUCGGCAGUUGGCGGACUCGCUGACAUGCGCACGUGAUGGGCACUACUCCGAGCUGGUCACAGACUCUGAUGUAACAGAGCAGGUGAUGAGCAUUCUGCGAGUGCUGGAGCGCCCGCUUGUGGCGCAGAGGAAAGAUCGCCUGCGCGUCUACAGCGAUGUGUAUGCUAAUGUCGAGGAUCCAAGAAGAAGCGAGGUCUACUGGCAACAGAAGGAAAAUGCAGAGCAAACAUUUAGGUAUGGAGAGCUGCGACGGAACAAGGAUAAGUUCCUUAAUACCGAGAAAAAGUAUGGCGACUAUUUACACAUGAUACAACUGGAUAAAUACGGCCAGUACUACGAGGGCCAGGAUGUAAAUUACAGACUACAGAUAAGCGUCUCAGUUCCCGUCUUUGAUAGCUCUACAUCAGAAAAUAUAACUAUAACGUUGGAAGAGGAAAAGCAAAGGAAUUCGACAAGGACGUAUCCUGUCAAUAGACUGCUGGGAGUAGCUGGAGUGGAUAUCCCCAUAGAUCAUUUGAAAUUAGUGCUACCCUAUUACCUGCUCGGUGCUGGUGGAUCACUGUCGGUUGUGGAUCACAGAGGCAAUAUCGUUAUACAUGAUAACGCCAAAACUGUGUUCGAUGGGGAUAUUUUGAGACCAGGUUAUCGCACAGUCGACUUCUUGGAUGUGGAGCAACCGGCAGAGGAUCGUAUGCCGAGAGAUUACCCGGAGGAGUGGCUUGAGUUCCGAAAAGAAUUGAUUGUCGACAAACCCAAUGGACAAAGAACAAUAGAAGUUAAGAGCGUCUUCGAAAAUGGGAUGCGUGCAAUAUUAGAGAAAAGGGACUAUUACUGGAAGAGAAUUAUGAAUCACUACACGGUGGUGGUCGCUCUUCCAAAAUACAAUGCAAAACAUGCUGUUCCAGAUGGUAUUUUCACACAGAAGCUGGCUGAAGAAGCGUACAAGACAUUACAUGAAACUGAUUUUUCGGUACAUCCUGAAUGGCUAUACUGCCAGUACGUCGAUCCUCAUUUCAAAGAGAAGAAUGAUGAAAUAAUUCAUUUCAUCCGACGAAGAAGAGACGAACCAAACUUCGCGAUGCGGAAAAUAAAUCACCUCUUUACGCCAAUAACGCCAUCUCUUCUUGAAAAACCUUACCAAUGCAACGAAGAUUUAAUGGCCCGUCUGUGCAAAGAGGUAAUCGCCACCGGUCCAUGGAUGGAGAUUGAUACCAUCCAGGGAGAACAUUCGCUGGGCUCUAUUACGACUUUCUUUGCUAGCGAGAGCGGUCUGAUGCGCUGGGCGGUGCACCGCGCGACGAGCGCGCACGCGGACCCGCCGCAGGGCGGCGCGUGGGCGCGCGGGCCCGCCGAGCCGUGGUUCCGGCGCGCCGCCGCCGCGCCCGGCGCGCUGCUCGUGCACGCGCCCGUCGCGCCCGCCGCGCUGCGCCGGAACAGCUACUUGCCCGCGCCGCCGCUCGGUGAACGAUACAAGUGGCUGACGGCCGCCCGCACUGUUGGACUCACCAACGCAGGCGUAUUUGGCGUUGCCGGCUACCACUUCCAUCCCAAGCACUUGGAGGACUUGCUCAACUCCAUUACUAACUUGCGAAUACUUGAUGAGUGCGAUGAAGAAGACGAAGAUGAUUGUGAAGCGAGAUGCGACGGCAAAGACUGGUCCUGUGUCAUCAUCGACGAAGGAGGUUGGGUCAUUUCCAGCAUUCGAGAGUAUAGUGAGGGAGAUGAGGAAGAGGAGUCACUGAGAGAACAUCUCGCCAAUUUACAUCCCGCAGCGAUGGCAGCGCUGCUCAAUGCUAAUAUUUUCAAAUUGCACUGGGUACAUGACUAUCAAGGUGUUUGUUUUCCACCAAAAAAUGAGAAACUUCUGCCCUCGGGAGCUCCGACGAUAUCCUCACUAUUGCAGUCGGUUUGGUAUUCCGUUAAACUAAUAGCACUGGCUGGUGAACAACUUUUUACUCUUCUUUAUUUGCUAUAUACAAGUAGCUUCGCAAACGGUGACACAGAAGCGGAGAAGGAAAAGCGUCGUAAGCGUCUACGGCGCGACUACGAACGUGAGAAGUACGAACGGCUCUACGACCCGCGCGUGAUCGUCAACCGGACACGCUUUGACGCCUGCGAUCGCUCGCGCGCACUCUACCAACUGCAGCGCACUCCAAAAGCAAUGGAAGCUUUAAGGAGAAGCCCUAGUUUGUGCAACUGGCCACUAGUAGGCGCAGAAGUUCCAAACACCAACCUGCUGCUGCUGGCCAUCUACAACGGAUGUCCACACACGGGUAAACCUGUCAACGAUCCAUAUGUCAAUGAACCGGUGCCGCUGUCGGAGCUGCAGGCGCACGGGUUCCGCCUGCCGCGCACGGCGGCGGCGCGCCUGGCGUGCUGGCGCAACCUCGUGCCGCUGCCGGCGCGCGCGCCUCACACGCGCUGCUUCCCGCAUCAAUACGCUACUGAAGAAGGUUAUCGACAGUGCGGUCCUUGGCUUCCAGACCCUGACGCCGCAAGUCACACUCGGUUGUCGAAUUUAUUAAUUCUAUCGUUAUACUUGGUUAAUUACUUCAUUUUGAUAUAAUGUAAUAUGAAAAUAAUUAAAAAACGAAUGUGUUUAGACCACA